AUGGUUAACCCCUUACCUACCGAGGACCGUCACGAAGAGGCUCCCACCGUGACCGGAUCAACUGCACAAGAAUCUCAGCCCGCGCCAAACACCGACGCCGCACCAGCACCAGCACCAGCACAAUCGCAGAACGCAUCUGGAGACGAUGAAGACUCCGACUUUGAUGAGCUAGAUGACGUCCUCGACGACUUCAACAAACCCAAACCCGCUCCUCCCGCAAACCCACCCGCGCUCUCUGCCACCAACUCCGAUCCCCUAACCGGAAUCGCACCUCCAGACUUCGACGAAGAUGCCUUCCUUAAGCAACUCGAACAAGAUAUGGCGAACAUGAUAGGACCCGGCGGGGACGCCAAUGGCAGCCUAGACCCCAAAUUCCAAGCAACAGUCGAUCAAGGCGCCGAAGUAUUGGCAAAACAGCUCGAAGAAAGCGGGAUCCCACCAGGCGAUUUCCUCAAACAGCUUCUCGCUGACGUGAUGGCCGAGGGCGAUUCUGGAGCCGGCGCUUCAGCAGAGAAUCUUGCAGCUGCCGCGGCGGGCAUCUCUGCUCCUAGCACUCAGGGUUCCUCUAGCACGCCCAAUGCAGGCGCCGAACAACCGGUCGACUCAUUCAACGACGCCAUCAAGCGCACAAUGGGCCGGAUGAAAGAAAGUGGUGAUAAAGCUACCGCAGCAAUUAAUGAAGACGACAUCUCGGAGGACAUGUUGGCGCAGCUACUUAAGGCCGUUGAGGCGGGGGCAUCGGGUGCUGGGGAAGAUGGAGAUCUGUCGAAGAUGUUCAUGGGCAUGAUGGAGCAGCUGUCUAACAAGGAGAUGCUGUAUGAGCCGAUGAAGGAACUGGAUGUCAAGUUCGGGCCGUGGAUCGAGAAGAAUAAGGGCAGUGGCAAGGUUUCAGCUGAGGAUAUGCAGCGAUUUGAGACGCAGGCGCGGGUUGUCAAGCAGAUUGUGGCGAAGUUCGAGGAGAAGAAUUUCUCGGAUGACGAUCCUAAGUGUCGGGAGUAUGUGUGGGAGAGAAUGCAGGAGAUGCAAGCGGCUGGAAGCCCGCCUGAGGAACUCGUUUCGAAUCCUCUCAUGGAGGACCUGGAAGGUGCGGUUGGAGCUGGCGGAGUGCCGGAUUGCCCGCAGCAGUGA
This is a messenger RNA of Penicillium digitatum Pd1, 1128 nucleotides long. It is a transcript of the gene pex19, whose product is annotated as putative peroxisomal membrane protein receptor Pex19. Gene Ontology annotation, biological process: protein import into peroxisome membrane. NCBI's taxonomy places the organism in Eukaryota, Fungi, Ascomycota, Eurotiomycetes, Eurotiales, Aspergillaceae. Gene Ontology annotation, cellular component: peroxisome; peroxisomal membrane. The record is from RefSeq and is a predicted model, not a curated record.